Prinia subflava (tawny-flanked prinia) is the source of this 3568-nucleotide messenger RNA. It is a transcript of the gene MSANTD1, whose product is annotated as Myb/SANT DNA binding domain containing 1. Gene Ontology annotation, biological process: positive regulation of DNA-templated transcription. The coding region runs from base 1820 to 2767 and encodes 315 amino acids. The record is from RefSeq and is a predicted model, not a curated record. NCBI's taxonomy places the organism in Eukaryota, Metazoa, Chordata, Aves, Passeriformes, Cisticolidae. Gene Ontology annotation, cellular component: nuclear body. The transcript has 4 exons.
AGUUUGAGGACGAAGAAGGUACAAGAAGCUAACUAGGCAUGCAAUCAUUGGGAAAACUUAGAAACUUUCUAUAGCCUAUUGUACUCCAGAGAGUUUUAUGAUCUGCUUAGCAAUCAAGGAGCCUAGACUCCUUUUAACCUCAACUUAAACGCUUAAAAAUUCAAGGUAAAAGCACUUUGGUGGUGAUAAGAGAGAUUUUAGUUUGUCAUUUUAACCCUGAAGGAAGGUUAGGACUUCAGAUGGUGGGAACAGAUGUUGUUUGCAGGAUCUGGUUCCCUCCACAGUCCUUUUUCUUGCUGCCUGCUCAGACUCCUGGAGACCCUUCUCCCACCUGCAUCCCCAUGCCAGCUCUCACGCUGCAGCCCAUGGGCAGCUCCCACACUCUGCAAGCUCCAAACCCGGCCAGGUGAGUCAAACCUGCCCCUGCUGCUCAGCUCUCAGCUCACAGCCCUGCACUUGCUGCUCAAGAUACAAAUGAUUGGUGAGGUGGUUUUCAUAUAAUAACUUAAUGGUUUUAAUACUCAUCUCAGAAGUGGUCGGACUUGGGUUUGGGUCCUCCUUCUCCCGAGGGUUAUUCAAAUCCACCUGUCCCUUCCCAGGCUGUAGGCAACCUCUCAGCCCUUCCUAUUGAAGUUGUGCCAUGGUGCACAGAAGGAGAAGCAGACCUGGAGAGGAGAAGCAAGUGGGGGCCUGACUGUGGCCUGCCUAAAGGCAGGUGGGGAGCAGGUAUCUGGCAGCAUUCCCAAGGCUGCUUACUGUAUCAUUUGCAUUAAAACAUCUCUGGAUAAAAAUCAAAACCAGCCCUGGAGGCAGAGUCCAAACCCAGUGCCUCUAUCCACAGGGAGAGGUUGCAAGCACCUUGCCCUGGCGGCGGGUGCUGUUUUGGUGCCACCCCAGCCACACCCUCUUCCCCAGCCACAUCUUUAAAAGGAACUCGGAGUGUCUGCUCCCUCACACCUCCACCAGGGCCAGCUGAGGAGAGCUGGCCCUGCCCAGGACUCCCAGACCCGAGGGGGCUUCACAGGCAUCGCUGCUGAGAGGUUCAGCUUGCCCACAAUGUUUGGAUCUCAGCAUGGAGGAAAGGAAACUUGAGGUACCCUUCUUCUGGUGAAAAAGUUGGUUCUUGUGGACUCUUAGGCUGGAGGAGGGGAGAAGUCAUGGCUCACUUAGCUCUGCAUUUUAGACUUGGAAUUCCCUGUUGUGAUACUUUUCAGGUCCCUGUGUGGCUUUGAGGACCUUGCCUGAGGAGAAUUGAGGGCAUUUCAUUUUGAGAUGUGACUGAAGGACGUGGAAGGUUAACUUCAGCUCUGGAUUGUCCAAUUCUCUUUUGAAAAUUACUGCAGUUUCACAGUCAUUUAGAAGCUUUAGAAAUUUUCCCCUUUGCUUGUCUUUGCCUUCUUGUGUAAAAUAGAGGUUACCUCCAGGACCCACCAUAUGUUAAAGAAAGAUUUGUGAUCCUCUGAAGGACAGCAGGCUGAGCAUAGAGUGUUACCUUGCUAAUGGAAAAGCUGGGCAGAUGUGUUGGGAAAAAUUAAACCUGCUGGUGCUCUUGGUGAGACUGGAAUGACUUUUAAAGAGACAUCUUUGGUUGGCAGUGCUGAGAUGUGUAGAUGAGAGUGUCUGUCAUAUUCUUUAGGCUUCAAGUGAGCAGCUUUCAGCACACAGGAAUGAGUUUGUUGAAGGCUUGCAGGUUACUUAUGAUGGGCCUGGGGAAUGGGGAAGGCCUUUGUUGGUGCAGUUUGAAAACUAAACCAAACCCACCUCGCUAGACCUUUUCAAGAUAGCCCUGGCAGAGUGUGGGUGACCCUUUUGGGUUAGUAUGAAAUGUCUCCUCUCUCCCCUCCCCACAUGGUGCCUUGUCCUGCCAAACUCUCUCUCCCCAGAUGCGAAGUUCUGCUCUGGAUCCGUGAUCUGCUGUGAGGAGCCCUGUGUUGACUUUAAGGCUCAUGGAGGAUCUUCUGCUCCCAGGACAGCAGGUCAGUCAGCAAUGGCUGCAGCAGAAAUUCCCAGUUACAUUGUCUCUUCUCAGACUGAGAAACACAGGAGGGCCAGAAACUGGACUGAUGCAGAAAUGAGAGGUUUAAUGCUGGUUUGGGAAGAAUUUUUUGAUGAGCUGAAACAAACUAAAAGGAAUGCCAAAGUUUAUGAGAAAAUGGCUAACAAACUCUUUGAAAUGACUGGAGAAAUUCGCCACGGAGAGGAAAUAAAGAUAAAAAUUACAAAUAUGACAUUCCAGUACAGGAAAUUAAAAUGCAUGACUGACAGUGAAACUGUGGCACCUGACUGGCCUUACUACAAAACCAUUGAUAGGAUCUUAUCCAAAGUGACAGACCACAGCGAUGUGAAAAUGCAUGAAAAUCAGCAGCCAGGUCCUUCUACAUCCCAGACAGAGGCCUCGCAGUCUCCAUCAGCUAAGUCUACACCUCUGUAUCUGCCAUAUAACCAGUUUACAUAUGAAGGAAGGGAAGAAUGCUUUGAAGAUGAACAUUCAGAGAGCUCAUCAAGCUUGCUUUCUUACAAGCUGAGAGCUGAAGAAAGACCAGUUAAGAAAAGAAAAAUGCAAAACUGCAGUUUCCAAAAGAAGAAGCUAAAAUUAAUGGAAGCCAUGUUGGAAGAACAAAAGAAGUUGAGCAGAGCCAUGGAAGAAACCUGUAGAGAAGUGCGCAGGAUCCUGGAUCAGCAGAACAUCAUUCAAGUUCAAAGCUUACAAUUACAGGAGAGAAUGAUGAAUCUACUGGAGAAAAUGAUCUCCAAGUCUAAUGUGUAGUUUCCUUUGUGAAUGCCUCUGAGAUUACUAUUGCUAACAUAGAUAACCAUUUAUUGCACACCAUAUGUGUGUCUGUUGCCCUAUUCCCAGGUUUUCCAUGGAAAUUAAAACCCUAGUGUAAUCCUAGUUCAGCAAAGAAAACAUAAUGCAGGGCCAGAGCUAUCCAGUAUAUAAAAUUAGUGCAAUAUAUGCCUCAGUCGAAUUAUUUUUAUACAGAAAGGUUAAGGGAUAAAUAGCUUGGGGAACUGAAGUACUAUUUAUGCCUAAGUCAGGUAUUGUUUUGCAAACAGUGGUGUUAUUAUUGCUUCACAUCAGCGAUUGCAGCUUAAUCUGUUUUAGGAGAAUGAAAUAGUGCAUUUCUAAACAUGGUUAUUGCACCUUGACUUUGCUGAUGAUUAAACCCUGUUUUGAAGCAUAUGCCUGAUUGUAUAAGUGACCUAUGGUUCUUGUGAAGAGCUAGUUGGAACCAUGAGAUACAUAAUUUUAAACUCCAUGCCUGAUAUGAAUAGUACUCUAAAGUAUGAGGGUAAAAAUAGUCUAUUCAAAUACAUUUUUUGAUAUAAAAAGAAACCCCCCCAAACCACCUUACUAUAUACUAAAUACUAAAAUGUAUAGAAGAUACUUGAAUUUGCUUUUGAUAUUAAACAUUUAAAUUUUUUUCAUUAUUAACUGGAAUAUGUUGACUUAAUAAACAACCAGCAAUGAAAACUUUCAUUUAUUCUCUAUCACGAAAGUAUUGUACUGUGUGUAUAUACAUAUAUAUAAUGUCUAUCAAAUGAAAUAAAGAAAAAGAAGAAAUUA